AUGGCUGAAAUGGCGAGCGAGUUGGUUAACACAACAUGUCCAUCAGAAAAUAAGAUGGAUAAUGAUCCAUCAGCUUUCUGGGAUAAUGGACCACAUUGGGAUGCCCAUAGAAUAGGCUGGACAGUGUCUGGCCCAGAAUAUCAACGGCAUAUCAUUCGAAUUGUUUUAAUGGUUCCGAUAUAUGCAGUUGUAUCAUGGUUAUCAUACCGAUUCUUUCAUUAUAGCAUCUAUUACGAAGCAGUUCGAGAUUGUUAUGAAGCAUUCGUUAUCGCUGCAUUCUUUGCUCUUCUCACACAAUACGUUGAAGAUUCUCCUGAAGACAAAAAGGAGAUGUUAGAUAAUGCUGCAAAAAAGAAAUGCCCAUUUCCUCUUGGUUGUUAUAGAUAUAGACCAACAAGCGAAAGUUUUUCGCAUAUUGUUAAAUGGGGCAUUUUACAAUACGUUGCAUUGAUACCGCUCAUCACAUUUGCGAUCUUGAUUACCGAAGCCUUUGGUGUUUAUUGCGCAGAAAGUAUGAGUUUAGCUUUUGGAAGAGUUUAUCUAAAGAGUGCACAAAUUAUUUGUGUCACUAUCGCGAUGUAUGCUUUGAUUGUAUUUUAUUCAGCAAUCAAAGAAGCGAUUGCUUCAGAACAGCCUUUUUUUAAAUUGCUCUCUGUUUUUCUUUCAUUUUUGGCAACUUAUGGAGUAAUCCAUGAAAGUCAAUAUUGGACGAGCUCCAAUAUCAGUCGUGGCAUAAAUUCUCUGUUGAUCUGUUGUGAAAUGGUGAUUUUUGCCUUUUUACAUGUUUACGCAUUUCCUUACAAACCAUUUCGCGACUUUGGCAAAAAUGCUAAAACAUCAAUAUUUAAAGGUUUAAUUGAUGCUUUUAAUCCUAUUGAUAUGUUGAAGGAUUUCAUUAUUGUUACAGUAAAAGUGUGGGACAUAGCUAGACAAAAGCGUACUAAAUCAUUUGGAAAGGACAGAUUUAGUCUUUAUCGCGCUUUUACAUAUAAGCGCAAACAACAUAAAUACAAAAAUUUAGAUUCAGAAACAUCAUCUAAAAAUUUAGAUUUAGAAACACCAUAG
This is a messenger RNA of Cetraspora pellucida, 1065 nucleotides long. NCBI's taxonomy places the organism in Eukaryota, Fungi, Glomeromycota, Glomeromycetes, Diversisporales, Gigasporaceae. The record is from the annotation of a GenBank genome assembly.